AUGACUUAUUCACCUGCAUACGUGAAAACAGAAUUUGGAGGAGAACUAGCAGAAUCACGAAAUACAACAGAACUGUCCUCAGGCAAGACCAAGGAGAAUAAAAAGGAUUUCAAGAAGAUAAAGGACAAUUUUGUGCUGAAUAAUUUUGAUGGGAAGAAUGUUUCCGUGACUUUAUGGUUGAAGAAAUUUGAGUCGGAAUGCAUGCGUUGUGGAGUGGAAGAAGAUAUGGACAAAAUUUUGAUUUUACGUUUGUUUCUGGAUGGGAUAGCGAAAGAAUGGCAGUGCAUAGGUACACCAAUGGGCUCAAAAUUAUCACAAAUAAUAGCUGACUAUGUCAUAGAUGAACUUCUAGAUGAGUGUAUACCCCAGUUGACGUUCAUAAUACCUUUUUGCAAAAAAUACGUCGACGACCUCAUCCUCAUGAUACCCGAAGGAAAACAAGAUGAGAUCCUCAAUGUUUUCAACAGUUUCCAUCCAAAGAUUCAAUUUACCAUUGAAGAAGAAUCCAAUAACUGUGUUCCAUUCUUGGACACAAAAGUGAUCAGAGAAGAUGAAACAGUUAAAACUGAUUGGCACAGAAAGACAACAGCUUCAGGCAGAUAUAUACAUUACACCUCAUACCACCCGAUGAAAAUGAAGAUUAACCUUAUCCUAAACCUGAAGACCAGGAUCACAACGAUCUCACACCCGGCAUACCUUGACAAAAACCUGAAGACCUUGGCAGAGUUGAUGGAACAGAAUGGUUACCCCAGAUCCUUGGUAAGAAGAUUAGUCUUCAACACCCCCAACCAUCACAUGCAUGAACAACAAAUGGAAAAUACAAAUAACGAGCGACCACCAAGAGAACCACCAAGAGAAGAAAAUCAAAACAGAAAAAAGAUAAUAAUACUACCCCAUAUAGAAGGAUUAACACACAAGAUAACAAAACUAUUGAGCGACGACAAUACCUUCAUAGCAAAAUACAAUGUAAAAACAUCUAAAUACCUGUACAGUAAACUCAAAGAUACAACACCCAAGGAGAGAAGACCCAACGUUGUCUACAGGAUACCGUGCAACAAUUGCAGCGGAGUAUACAUCGGAGAAACGAAGAGAACGAUGAAUAAAAGGAUCACAUCACACAAGAGUGAUUCUAGAAGGAACAUCCAAGCCUGCGCACUAGCUCAACACGAAAACACGACUGGACACCACAUGAAAUUUUCUGACUUAGAGAUCCUAGAUACAGAAACUAACAGUUGGAAGAGAAAAUUUAUAGAGAUGAUCAGGAUAACCCAAGAACCUAACGCAAUCAACCACAAAAAAGACAUUGAUAACCUCAGCGCAAUUUAUGCGAACCUAGUCGAGAUAGACAAAAUGUCCAGAAACAGAAACCCCAUACAGAUAGAUACAGAUACGGAUAGAAGACCCUAG
This is a messenger RNA of Coccinella septempunctata (seven-spotted ladybird), 1407 nucleotides long. RefSeq lists its product as uncharacterized. The coding region runs from base 1 to 1407 and encodes 468 amino acids. NCBI's taxonomy places the organism in Eukaryota, Metazoa, Arthropoda, Insecta, Coleoptera, Coccinellidae. The record is from RefSeq and is a predicted model, not a curated record. The transcript is spliced from 2 exons.